Messenger RNA from Equus quagga, 1689 nucleotides. It is a transcript of the gene RCN3, whose product is annotated as reticulocalbin 3. The record is from RefSeq and is a predicted model, not a curated record. The transcript has 7 exons. Gene Ontology annotation, cellular component: endoplasmic reticulum. NCBI's taxonomy places the organism in Eukaryota, Metazoa, Chordata, Mammalia, Perissodactyla, Equidae. Gene Ontology annotation, molecular function: calcium ion binding. Bases 155 to 1219 code for a protein of 354 amino acids.
GGGGCCCUCCUGAGAGCUCAUUGGUCGGGGGGCGUGGCCUUGACGCUGCCGGGGGCGUGGCCUGACUGGAGAGCUGCCAAAUUGGGCAUCUUUUCGGACAACGCAGAGGGGAGCGUGGGGCGCGAAGUGGAGCUGGAUAGAUAACAGGGGACUAAUGAUGUGGCGCCCAUCACUUCUGCUGCUGCUGUUGCUGCUCAGGCGCGGAGCCCAGGGGAAGCCGUCCCCUGACGCCGGCCCUCAUGGCCAGGGGAGGGUGCACCAGGCGGCCCCCCUGAGCGAGGCCCCUCACGACGACGCCCAUGGGAACUUCCAGUACGACCAUGAGGCUUUCCUGGGACGAGAAGUGGCCAAGGAAUUCGACCAACUCAGCCCAGAGGAAAGCCGAACCCGUCUGGGGCGCAUCGUGGACCGCAUGGACCGCGCGGGGGACGGGGACGGCUGGGUGUCGCUGGCCGAGCUCCGCGCGUGGAUCGCGCACACGCAGCAGCGGCACAUACGGGACUCGGUGAGCGCGGCCUGGGACACGUACGACACGGACCGCGACGGCCGUGUGGGUUGGGAGGAGCUGCGCAACGCCACCUAUGGCCACUACGCGCCCGAGCCGGCUGUCUUGUUCCUCAACCGGCCUGGCGUGCCCUCCACGAAAACACAUCUGACUGGGACCCCUCCCGCCCCAGGUGAAGAAUUUCACGACGUGGAGGACGCCGAGACCUACAAGAAGAUGCUGGCCCGCGAUGAGCGGCGGUUCCGGGUGGCCGACCAGGAUGGGGACUCCAUGGCCACUCGGGAGGAGCUGACGGCCUUCUUGCACCCUGAGGAGUUCCCCCACAUGAGGGACAUCGUGAUUGCUGAAACCCUGGAGGACCUGGACAAGAACAGAGACGGCUAUGUGCAAGUGGAGGAGUACAUUGCGGACCUGUACUCGGCGGAGCCCGGGGAGGAGGAGCCGGCCUGGGUGCAGACGGAGCGGGAGCAGUUCCGGGACUUCCGGGAUCUGAACAAGGACGGGCGGCUGGACGGCAGUGAGGUGGGCCACUGGGUGCUGCCGCCGGCCCAGGACCAGCCUCUGGUGGAGGCCAACCACCUGCUGCACGAGAGCGACACGGACAAGGACGGGCGUCUGAGCAAAGCUGAGAUCCUGAGCAACUGGAACAUGUUCGUGGGCAGCCAGGCCACCAACUACGGCGAGGACCUGACGCGGCACCACGACGAGCUUUGAGCCCCAGCGCCCACUGCAGCCUUGUAGCCCCAUGGGUGACCCGAGGAGGGGCCCCGGGCCAGCCCCUCUCCCCAUCCAGCCCUGCAGGAUGCCGACGCAGCCCCCGUGUCCCCCUGCCCCUGGGCUGCCACGGACUCACUGGGUCAACUUCUCUGCUGGAGACACUACAGUCCCUCCCAGCCCUCUCCACCUGCCACAGGGGCUCUCACGGCCCCCAAGGGUCAGAGACCACCCAUUUCUCACUGGCAGAAUCUUCCAGCCCAGAUCAGGGGCCCCUACCCCAAGCUCAGCCUCAAAGAGCCUCCACUAACCACCCCAGCUCCAAAUCUGAGCCUCAUACCACAUAGAAACACUUCCCCCACCCGUCACCCCACCCGGCCUCAGCCCUGCACUUGCACCGCUGGGCGGGCCCAGCACUGCCCCCAGGACACCUCCUCUCUGCCAGGGAGGCAAUAAAAUUGAGUGCUGGG